Messenger RNA from Sinocyclocheilus grahami, 2785 nucleotides. Its product is annotated as serine/threonine-protein kinase PAK 6-like. NCBI's taxonomy places the organism in Eukaryota, Metazoa, Chordata, Actinopteri, Cypriniformes, Cyprinidae. Gene Ontology annotation, molecular function: ATP binding; protein serine/threonine kinase activity. The transcript has 10 exons. The coding region runs from base 277 to 2202 and encodes 641 amino acids. Gene Ontology annotation, biological process: protein phosphorylation. The record is from RefSeq and is a predicted model, not a curated record.
UUGCUUUUCUCACUCUUUCUUUUCCAAGUGAAGCUGCUGGUUCUGGAUGGUGUUGGUCUCUGUUUUGGUGACUUAGGUUAGGACAGGUGAAGGAUUGAGGAGGUCGAGCUCUUGAAGAACAUGUGGUUUUCGACAGAGAGCGUGACAUUCCUGGACAUGGAUUUUGCAUGAACUUGGGCUUGAUGAAGAGGCGAAACGUUUAAGGGUCUGCUGAGAGAUGAGGUGGAGGAGCUGAAGUGAGAGAAAUCAAACACUAAUCCACAGCAGGCUGUCAGGAUGUUCCAGAGGAAGAAGAAGAAGAAGAGGAGGCUGGAGAUCUCCACUCCCAGGAACUUCGAGCACAGGGUGCACACGUCCUUCGACCCGGUGCAGGGCUGCUUCGUGGGUCUGCCGUCUCAAUGGCAAAGCCUCAUAGACACGCUCCGGAGACCCAAACCUGUGGUGGACCCCUCCAGCGUCACGCAGGUGCAGCUCAAACCGCAGAAGAGGAUCGUUCGUGGCAGUUUCAUCGGACAUGAGGACUACAUUUCUGCGGCGAUCGCUCAGAUGAAUCGACUCUCUGUUACAAGCUCGAACUCGUUGAGGAGAACCAGCCCGUCUUUAAGGAAAAGAGCCCAGUCUCUGGGCCGUCUGGGUGAGGUAGCCGAAGGAGAGACGUAUGAAUAUCAGGAGCUCAAUGAGGCCAGUCGGAGGAACGGGCAGCCGGUGUCAGACUGGGGAUCGAGAUCCCGACAGAUCCAGAGCGAGAGCGGAAGCCCACGGCCCGAAUCCAAGAACAGCUACACCAUAAACUCCACUGAGUCUCGACCCAGAGCCAAGUCCAUGUUCAUGGGACAGCCGGUGCUGAUGCCCCGGGACAUUCUACUCGCACCUAGAACUGCUCGUGAAGAGCCUGGUAUUGAUAAAAGAGAUGUAAAACCCAACCAGAGGCCCGUAUCGUGUCUCGACGGCACCUACAGCGGAAACGAUGGAGUGAGACUGAACUCAGAUCAGACCGAGACAGAAACGCCGAGGAGGCCUCAGUCCACAUACAACUUCAAGGUGAAUUCACAGAGUUUCCCAGCCAUUUCCAAACCCAACGGCACUAGCAGUCCUAAACCAGGCCAUGGAAUAAUCAGCCAUCAGAACUCACGGCGUUCCUCCAGCGACCUGAUUUCUACCAUCCAAACCCCUGAGACUCCAGCCUCGCUCGCUCUGAAGCAGGACAGCCCGUCUCAGCCCAGACCCGCUCCGACCGGCUCGCCCGCGGUUCGCAGCGGAGCCUCGUCUCCCAGCCUCAGAGUGGCCCAGAAGCCCGGCAGCGGCCCGGAGACACCCGGAGUCACCCACCAGCAGUUCAGAGCCGCGCUGCAGAUGGUGGUGGGCACCGGCGACCCUCGCUCGUAUCUGGAGAACUUUGUGAAGAUCGGCGAGGGCUCCACGGGCGUGGUGUGCAUCGCCCGAGAGAAGCACAGCGGGCGGCAGGUCGCCGUCAAGAUGAUGGACCUCAGGAAGCAGCAGAGGAGAGAACUGCUCUUCAAUGAAGUGGUUAUCAUGCGAGAUUACAGGCAUAAAAACGUGGUGGAGAUGUUCAAGAGUGCUUUGGUGGGUGAAGAGCUCUGGGUCAUCAUGGAGUACCUGCAGGGCGGCGCUCUGACCAACAUCGUCUCAGAAACCAGGCUAACGGAGGAGCAGAUUGCUACAGUGUGUGAAGCUGUUCUCCAGGCUCUCUGUUAUCUUCACGCUCAGGGCGUCAUUCACAGAGACAUCAAGAGCGACUCUAUCUUACUCACGCUGGACGGCCGGGUGAGACACACUCCUCCUGACCGCUGCCGAUUACACUCUACCAUCCAUCUAUACGAGCUCUUCUCAACCGAGCACUUGUCCAGGACUGAGAUUCCAACGCAUGAACUGCUUACAGUGGACAUGUGGUCUCUGGGGAUCAUGGUGGUGGAGAUGAUCGAUGGAGAGCCUCCGUAUUUCAGCGAGACGCCGAUAGCAGCGAUGAAGAGACUGCGAGACGAGCCGGCGCCGACCGCCAGAAACAUCAGCAGGAUCUCUCCCGUCCUGAGGGACUUUCUGGACUCGAUGUUGACGUGUGAUCCGCUGGAGCGAGCGAGCGCCGCAGAUCUGCUCCAGCACCCCUUCAUGCUGCAGGCCGCUUCUCCUCGCUGUCUGGUGCCGCUGGUGGAGCAGUACCGCAGACGCAUGUCGCGAUGCUGACCUUCAGCACUUUAGAGACUGUGAACCUUCCUGAUCUACUGGAAAAACCCUGACGUUCCUCUGGAGAACCUCAUGGAGGAGGACAGGAGAGGUUCCCCCCCAAACCAUCAUUCUGUCAGCAUUUAUUCCUCUUAUUCUAAUGCGUUUGCACAGAACUGUUGACAUUGUGUCGUGUGUAAUAUAGACUGUGCUGAUGGGUUUAUUAAAUACAUCUGAUGAUCGUUCACAAUGUAUGGAAGCCUGUUUCUGCUCCAGGACAAGGAAUUAAAAGGUCAUUGUGACCUUAUUUCUUGCAAUUCUGAGGGGGAAAAAACAUUAACUUACAAUUGCGAGACGUAAAAAUUGUGAGAAAAAAAAUGUAAUUGUGAGAUAUAAACUCAGAAGUGGUGGUGAAAAGGUCAGAAUCAGAAAUGUGAGAUACAAACUGAAUUGCAAGAUAAAAAGUCAGAAUUGUGAGAUGUAAACUAAGAAUUGCAAGAAAAAUGUAGAAUUCAAAGUCAGAGUCGCGAGAUAUGAACUAAGAAUCGUAAUAGAAAAAAUUUAGAAUUGCGAGAUAUAAAGUCAGAAUUGUGAGGAAAUAAAA